AUGUACUUCCUCCUCUCCAGCCUGUCCCUGGCUGACAUUGGUUUCACCUCCACCACAGUCCCCAAGAUGCUGGUGAACACCCAGACCCACAAGCAGUUUGUGGCCAUCUGUCACCCUCUGCACUACACGGGCAUCAUGCGUGCCCAUCUCUGUGGCCGCCUGGUGCUCGUGCCAUGGUUCUUCCCUGAUGCAGAGUCUGUUGAUGUCGUGGCUGUCCUUCUGCUCCAGACGGGUGAUUCCACACUUCUACUCUGCACUCGCUCAGGCCCUCACGCUUGCCUGCUCAGACACACUCAUCAGUCACAUCCUGCUGUACAUGGUGACUGCCUUUCUGGUCAUUGCCUCUUCUCGGGAAUCCUUUUCUCCUAUACUCGGAUUGCAUCUUCAAUAUUGAAAAUCCCAUCAGCUAACGGGAAAUGUAAGGCCUUUUCUACCUGUGCAUCUCACCUGUCUGUGGUUCCUCUAUUCUAUGGGGCAGGGCUUGGUGUGUAUCUCAGUUCCAAUGCAUGUUCCCAGAAGGGCAUGAUUGGCUCGGUGGUGUACAGGGUGGUCACCCCCAUGCUGAACCCCUUCAUCUACAGCCUGCAGAACAAGGAUGUGAAGUGGGCCCUGGGAAGGCUCCUCAACCGAGCUACCUCAUGUCUGUGA
Manis pentadactyla (Chinese pangolin) is the source of this 648-nucleotide messenger RNA. Its product is annotated as olfactory receptor 18-like. Lineage: Eukaryota; Metazoa; Chordata; Mammalia; Pholidota; Manidae. The record is from RefSeq and is a predicted model, not a curated record. Gene Ontology annotation, cellular component: membrane. Gene Ontology annotation, biological process: G protein-coupled receptor signaling pathway. Gene Ontology annotation, molecular function: olfactory receptor activity. Bases 1 to 648 code for a protein of 215 amino acids. The transcript is spliced from 2 exons.